Molecule: messenger RNA, 1705 nt
Organism: Sciurus carolinensis (gray squirrel)
Lineage: Eukaryota; Metazoa; Chordata; Mammalia; Rodentia; Sciuridae
Gene: Hdac11
Product: histone deacetylase 11
Exons: 10
Coding region: 124-1167 (347 amino acids)
Molecular function (GO): histone deacetylase activity
Source: RefSeq, a predicted model, not a curated record
UCCGCAGUCGAGGAGGCCGAGGCCAGGGGCGUGUCCUGGGAGGGGCCCCGCCCCGCCCGCGCCCGCGCCCCGCCCUGCCCGGUCGCGGAGCGGCGGCCAGCGCAGGGAGGGCCCGGCCCCGGGAUGCCACACUCAACUCAGCUCUACCAGCAUGUGCCAGAAACACACUGGCCCAUUGUGUACUCGCCGCGAUACAACAUCACCUUCAUGGGCCUGGAGAAGCUGCACCCUUUCGAUGCCGGGAAAUGGGGCAAGGUGGUCAAUUACCUAAAAGAAGAGAAGCUGCUGACGGAUGGCAUGCUGGUGGAGGCGCGGGAGGCCUCGGAGGAGGACCUGCUGGUGGUGCACACGAGACGCUAUCUCAACGAACUGAAGUGGUCCUUUGCUGUUGCUACCAUCACAGAAAUCCCUCCCGUCAUCUUCCUCCCCAACUUCCUCGUGCAGAGGAAAGUGCUGCGGCCCCUUCGGACACAGACCGGAGGAACCAUCAUGGCGGGGAAGCUGGCCAUGGAGCGAGGCUGGGCCAUCAACAUAGGGGGCGGCUUCCACCACUGCUCUAGCGACCGAGGCGGGGGCUUCUGUGCCUACGCCGACAUCACGCUGGCCAUCAAGUUCCUGUUUGAGCGCGUGGAGGGCGUCUCCAAGGCCACCAUCAUCGACCUCGACGCCCAUCAGGGCAAUGGGCACGAGCGGGACUUCAUGGACGACAAGCGUGUGUACAUCAUGGAUGUCUACAACCGCCACAUCUACCCCGGGGACCGCUUUGCCAAGCAGGCCAUCAGGCGGAAGGUGGAGUUGGACUGGGGCACCGAAGAUGACGAGUACCUGAGCAAAGUGGAGAGGAACAUGGAGAAGGCCCUGCAGGAGCACUUCCCGGACGUGGUGGUCUACAAUGCCGGCACCGACGUCCUCGAGGGGGACCGCCUCGGGGGACUGGCCAUCAGCCCUGGGGGCAUCGUGAAGCGGGACGAACUGGUGUUCCGGGUGGUCCGAGGCCGGCAGAUCCCCAUCCUCAUGGUGACCUCGGGGGGGUACCAGAAGCGCACGGCCCGCAUCAUCGCCGACUCCAUCCUCAACCUGCACAGCCUGGACCUCAUCGGGCCCGAGUCGCCCAACGUCUCCUCGCAGAGCUCGGACACGCCGCUGCUCUCGUCCUCGGGGCCCUGACGGUGCUGCCCUGCUAGGUGACACCCAGCUGCCUCCGGGCCCCGCCCGCCACCUGCCUCUAGUGCCGUUUUCCACCCUCGCGGGGCUGUGGGCCCCAGCGACCCGGCGGGGCAGGAAGGAAGGGCGACCGGCCCUGCCUGGGCGCGUCCCCACCGGGUGCCGGGGUCUCGAGUCCUCGCGGGCAGGGCAGAAGGCAGACAGGAAGCCCGGGGGACCCGCGGGGUCCCGGGCCCAUCGGGCCGAGGAGGAGCAGGCGGUCGAGAGGGAGAGAGGGCAGAGGAGCGGGGAGGCCGGCCCGCGAGGCCCACGGAGGAGCCGGCCAGCCACCCGUGGGCUCUCUCCCCUGCAGUCGCGGAGGCCGCGCCGGCCCCUCGCUCCCAGGCGUCAGGAGCCGCGGAGGAGAGUCGCGCCCAGGCGUCCAGGUGGGCCCGCGUCCCGCCAGCAGGCGGAGCCCCUGGGCUGGACGUGGGGCCUGGGGAAGGGACGAGGCGGGGUCUCCAGGCUGGGGUCCCCCUCAAUAAAUAAGGUCUGGACCUGC